This is a messenger RNA of Rhodamnia argentea, 3884 nucleotides long. RefSeq names its product N6-adenosine-methyltransferase non-catalytic subunit MTB. Gene Ontology annotation, molecular function: methyltransferase activity; mRNA binding. Lineage: Eukaryota; Viridiplantae; Streptophyta; Magnoliopsida; Myrtales; Myrtaceae. Gene Ontology annotation, cellular component: nucleus; RNA N6-methyladenosine methyltransferase complex. Bases 450 to 3803 code for a protein of 1117 amino acids. The record is from RefSeq and is a predicted model, not a curated record. The transcript has 7 exons.
GCAAUCAAAAACCCUAACACCGACUUUCUCAGGAUCCGGCCAAAAUUUCCCACCUCUCGACUUCGCUCGUGCGAUUGCCUCCCCCAAUCGCGCCCCCGUCUGAUUGAUGAGUCGCGGUGCAGAUCGGACUACCGCGAGAAUCGCCAUCCUCCAUAGCCAGAGAGCUCCAUUGGCAGCGAGCUCUCGCGCGGUUUGUUCAUUCGUAAGCGACCCGGGACGGUGGAGGGAAGAGGACGGAAGUGGUCGCUGUAGCAUCAGUGGCAAGACCUUCGUCCCUCACGACUUCAGCAUCGUCGACCCAGUGAUCGAUUCGGAGUAGUAUUCGUCGUGGAAGGUUGGUUGAAUUUUUGGCUGAUUGAAGUCUCAGAUAAGUCACUCGUGCCUUCCCACAGACUGUCUCUCUGUUCGACUGAUUUAUAGAUGAAUUAACUUUUGGGAAUUCUUUUUCCAUGGACUCGCCAGAUAUAAGCCAGAUCUAUGGCAGAAAAGAUAGAGAAGAUGAUAUAGAUAGGAAAAGUGACAGGGCUGGGGAUGACGCUGAAUGGGAAGGAAGUGACAGGAGGAAGCAACGGUCAAGCAAGUCCAGAAAACCUGGUAGUGGAGAUGAUGUUGACGGUUUUGAUAGCAGUGGAAGGAGGAGAAAUUCUGGAGAUAAGUAUGAAAGCCGAAAGAGAUCAACUGGUAGCGAUGAAGAUGAAUUUGACACUAGAAAAGAGUCGCGCCCAAAGCAGUUGAAGAGAAAGCAGGAGGAAAGUUCUUUGGAAAGGUUGAGUUCUUGGUACCAGGAUGGAGAAGUAGAAAAUAGGCAAGAUGGUGGAGACAAGCUGGGGAGUAAACAUGGUAGGGGUGAUGAAAGUGACAGAAGAAAACUGACCCAAAAGUCAUCUGAUCAUGAAAGUUCUCAGGGGAGAAGUAGAAGCAAACAUGAUAGGUCACAUGAGGGGGAAACAUCUGAUAAAGAUUCGAAGUACUCAGAAAGGAAAGAAAGCAGCCGUGAGAAGGGCCAUGGGUCUGUCGAGCAUGUAAAGAGCUCAAAGAAAAGGUGGGAUGAUUUGGAUGUUAAAGAAAUUACUAGCGAAAAAAACGAUGGCAGAAGUAGCAGGACAUCUGACAACAAGUAUGAGAGGGACAAGAGCAUGACAGCUAGACAUGAAUUUGGUGAUGGUAAGGGUAGGGUCACAGAUUCACUAGUUGACAAAGGUAUGAGAUCUGACCGAAAGGAUGAUCGGAGACAUGAUGGUAAAAGUAGAAGCACGUCAGAAGCCGUAGAAGAGGAUAAUAAGGCAAGUCCUGCUAAUUAUGAUGACAGAACAGGCAAGGAGAAAAAUGAAAAACACAGACAGCAGAGGACUCCUACAAAUAGGGAUGUUACUGAAAGCCGGGAUGGGUCUCGCCAUACAGAUGAAGAUGGAAGCUUUUGGUCAAGGGAGAGAAGUGCGAGAGGCCACCGUUCCAGGACCCCUGAUAUAAGUAUCAGAUAUGCUCGUGAGAGGCCUGAUAAUGAAAGGCCUCAUGGUCGGUCUGGUAAUAGGAAAGAUGGAAGUAGAGGUGAAGCUGUGAAAACUUCGUCCAAUUAUGGGAUUUCGAAUGAUAAUUAUGAUGUUAUAGAGAUUCAGACCAGACCUAUUGAUUAUGCUAGUGCUGAUGCUGGAUCUAGUUUUGCUAGAAGAUAUGAAGUUAGUCAGCUAGCCGACAAGAAAGGGCCUUCAAAUGAGGAGCAAUGGGGGCAUGCACGGGAAGAAAGGGCGAGGUCUAGUAUUUAUGGGUCUGCUCCAUCUGGUGAAGAUACAAAAGAAAGAUAUGUUCAGGAUGAUUUAUCAACGAGAGAUCAGAAUAUGUGGAGAGAUGAUGCUGACUUCCAGGGAGGGAAAGGGAGAGGACAGAAGGGCACUGUGCCUGCCCGUACUCCUGGUGGCCAGGCAUCUAGCAGUGGUUCACAGCCCCCAUUUGCUAACCAGGAGUCUGGAUCCUUUAGUAGAGGGCCUAAUCAAGGGGCAAAAGGCAAUAGACCAGGCAGGGUUGGACGUGGUAGGCCAACCGGAAGAGACAAUCAACCAGUGGCAAUCCCAAUAUCUAUGAUUGGAGCAUCUUUUGGACCACUUGGGAUGCCGCCUCCUGGGCCUAUGACUCCUGGUAUGUCACCUGCCCCAGGUCCACCUAUUUCUCCUGGUGUCUUUAUUCCACCAUUUUCUCCACCUCUAUUGUGGCCUGGAGCUCGAGGAGUUGAUGUGAAUAUGUUAGGGGUUCCAGCUGGCCUCUCUCCUGUUCCUCCGGGUCCAUCAGGCCCUAGGUUUCCUCCCCAUUUGGGGACACCACCCAAUCCUUCAAUGUACUAUAAUCAGUCAGGACCUGGAAGAAGUGGGCCUGCCAACAUACCUGGCCCUGGUUUUAAUGUUUCAGGACCAAUGGGAAGAGGAACGCCACCUGAUAAAGCUUCAGGGGGUUGGGUUCCUCCUAGAUCAGGUGGACCUUCACAAAAAGCUCCUUCAAGGGGGGAGCAAAAUGACUACUCUCAGAAUUUUGUUGACACUGGAAUGCGACCUCAGAAUUUUAUCCGGGAGCUUGAGCUCACCAAUGUUGUGGAGGAUUAUCCCAAGCUUAGGGAACUUAUACAGAAGAAGGAUGAGAUUGUGGCUAAUGCUGCUUCUCCUCCCGUGUAUUACAAGUGCGAUCUCCGUGAAUUUGAGCUUACUCCUGAGUUCUUUGGAACUAAGUUCGAUGUCAUUCUUGUGGAUCCUCCUUGGGAAGAAUAUGUUCAUCGUGCUCCUGGUGUUGCGGAUCAUACGGAAUACUGGACAUUUGAGGAAAUCCUUAAUUUGAAGAUUGAGGCAAUUGCGGAUACCCCAUCAUUUAUUUUCCUUUGGGUGGGGGAUGGACUCGGUCUCGAACAAGGCCGUCAAUGUUUGAAGAAGUGGGGAUUUCGGAGGUGUGAGGAUAUCUGUUGGGUCAAGACGAAUAAGGCUAAUGCAACUCCAGGAUUACGACAUGAUUCUCAUACAUUGUUUCAGCACUCAAAAGUGGGUUUUCUUUGUAAAUUCUUUUCUUGUUCUGCCACUUUAUUGUCUUCAUCUACUAAUAUGCUAUUACUUGUCGUUGUGAUGAAGGAACACUGCUUGAUGGGCAUUAAAGGAACAGUUCGCCGCAGUACUGACGGUCACAUAAUUCAUGCAAACAUUGAUACCGAUGUAAUAAUUGCUGAGGAACCCCCUUAUGGUACAACGCAGAAGCCUGAAGAUAUGUAUCGCAUAAUUGAGCACUUCGCUCUUGGCCGCAGGAGGCUGGAACUUUUCGGUGAAGACCAUAAUAUUCGAACUGGUUGGUUGACAGUGGGCAAGGGACUAUCCUCUUCAAACUUUAAUGCUGAGGCGUACAUUAAGAACUUUGCAGACAAGGACGGAAAGGUAUGGCAAGGUGGGGGAGGGCGAAAUCCACCCCCAGAUGCUCCUCACCUUGUGGUGACCACUCCAGAGAUAGAGGCUCUCCGUCCCAAAUCUCCGAUGAAGAAUCAACAGCAGAUGCAGCAAAACCAAUCGGUCUCGAUUUCUCUAACUGCGAGUACAUCCAACCGGAGACCCGCGGCAAAUCCACCCGAAAAUCCUGCAGCUCUUAGCAUGAGCCAAGAAGUCCCGGGCUCGAACGUCCCGGCCUCCCUUCCUUGGCCUUCCCCAAUGGAGGGCUUCAAGGGACCCGAGAGCGGGAAUGUUCCUAUGGAGGAGAAGGCUUUCGAUAUCUAUGGUUAUGGUGGGCAGUCGAAUGGGGAGUACUUAGAUUUUGAAGCUCAGAGAGCUAUGAAUAUGUUGUAAUCGAAGGUUCUUUUGCAUAAUUUGACGUAUGAUAAGAUACAAUUGAUUCUUUCCCUUCUAUGGUGCUACAAAUUGGGGUGA